UCGAUUAUAUUAUUAAACACCUUAAAUUAAUUUAGUCUUACAUGGCUAUAAUGUCAACUACGCCAUCCCGUUGGUUUGGUGUUGCAAUACUAAGACAUGGAUAAAAAGGAUCGCAGUAAAACCAAAAACAGGAAAUCACCAAUAAAACCUAAAUCUGGUAAAAAGAGGACCACCGAAGGUCAAUCAUGUUCGAUGUUCCUCGUCGAAUUAUCCAGAAAAUUAGCCCAAAAGAAGAAAGAAGAGCAGGAAGCACCUAUAAAUAUCGUGGGUACUAUUCUCAACAGUUUAACCAACGCGUUGCCGGUGGUUGUCUGCAACGGUUCACCAGUCAGAAACCAGUCUCCAGUUAAAAUUGAGACUUUGCAAUCUAUCGCUCCAGAACUUCAACUGAACGAUGUCUUAGAAAUAGUAUCUAAAGAACCAGAGCACACCGAAGUACCCAGGGAAUCCAGAGAAGUCAAGAAUCCAAAGAGAAAGUUCAGGAUGCCAAAAAUGCCAGUGAUAACCAGUGAUGUGUUUAAGCAGAAAAUACACGUGCCAACUGAGGACGUGGCUGUUAAUACCAGUAGUAACCAUGAUAUGGCCUCCAGUUUAGCAAAAUACGUUGGCACUUUAAAGAAGAUAUCACUUAUUGCUGAGGAGUUUAAUCAAAAGACAGCUAAAAACCUCAAAGAAAUCGUAGACAGCGUACAAGAAGACCUACAAGUGAAGCUAGAAGAACUAGUAUACGAGCAAAAAGUCGCUAAAAAAGUAGACCGAACCAUGGAGGUCGUACAAGAAGAGUUUGAGCAAGCAGGAACAAGUUUUGUAACAAAUUAAAAUGAACAAUUAUUG
Molecule: messenger RNA, 834 nt
Organism: Cydia strobilella
Lineage: Eukaryota; Metazoa; Arthropoda; Insecta; Lepidoptera; Tortricidae
Exons: 5
Coding region: 97-819 (240 amino acids)
Source: RefSeq, a predicted model, not a curated record